Chara braunii is the source of this 2368-nucleotide messenger RNA. The record is from the annotation of a GenBank genome assembly. Lineage: Eukaryota; Viridiplantae; Streptophyta; Charophyceae; Charales; Characeae.
GGCACGCGCCCGUACGACCCGACGCUGUACAGCCACCUGCCGUCCCACGAGAUUCCAUUGCCUCCGAGUGACAACGACAGCGACGAGCCCCGAUCAUCAACGGUUCGUCUGGGCAGCGGUUCGACGCAUGAUUGGAUGGGGAGCCAGCUGUACAGACAGCCCUCGAUGCCGACGUACACUGAUCUGCUGGAGGGGCGGACCCCGGUUGGUUAUGACGGAGGGCUCGUAGAUCUCAGCUUCGGUUUGAGGUAUGGGAGUGGCCAGGACAUCACGCACACCGUUCUCGUGAGCCCGGGUUCUGCCAGCAACCACACAGCGCCUUCGGUGGGGCCGUGUGGCCUUCCUGACACCCGCGGCCGGGGUUCUGGUCAGUCGGGCGACGAUCGUGGACUCGUUUCGCGAGGGCGGGCGGCAGUGGGCACAACAGGUGUUCGCGCGGCGGGAACGAGGACAGGUGGAUCGAUAAGGGCAGGCGGCGCAGUCCACCGAGGAGGGGAUGACGCUGACGGCUACGCUGCGGAGGUCGCGGGGCGAGAGGUUUGGGAUGAUUACCGGCGACAAUCGCGUCAAUCUAGCACGUCCGCCAUAACGAGAGGGGUGGCGAAGAUCAAUGUACGGGCGGACGACACACCCGGUGAUUGCGACGGUGCGGGUGGUGAAGAUUGUUCGGCAGGCGACGGGGGCAAUGACAACGACGACGACGACGACGGGGAGAUGGAGAUUCGUCCGCUGGGGAAGAAACGGGGAGGGCCCAGGGCGACGAGCAAGUCCAGUGAGCCGCGCGCGGGGCGGAGAGGCAAGAAGACUGCGGGAGAUGCGUCGACAGGCGACGGAGCGAAAAGCAGGGAUUUUUGGACCGUGGAACACAUGAUUGCUCUUGUCAGAGCUAAAAGAGACCAGGAUUUGCAUCUUGCUGGCCUCGGCCACAACAUGGGAAGGAUGAAGACGAAGACAUGGAAGUGGGCCGACAUCGAGAGCAGGCUCCUGCAGAUGGGGGUGACGACUAGAAAGGCCGACGACUGCGGGAAAAAAUGGGACAACCUGGGGGGGAAAGCACAGCCCGCGCAAAAGGGCGAUGCAACGGCGAUCGGCACUCGGACGGCGGCGGCGGAUCACAGUGGUAGAACCGGAGUCGCCGAAGGUCAGGGACCGGGGAAACCCUUGAGGGAGGCGGUUGGCCAGUGCGCGGACUACUUCAUCGCAAUCGCCAACGGAGAUGCGGGAGUUGAACCGCCUGCGAUGCUCAUACUGCCGCCGAACGACGUGCCGCGCUUCAAGAUCGAGGACCCUGCGCAGCGUGAACCGGCUCUGCGCAGAGCGCGCAACGUCGAGAAACUGGUGCUGCGCGUCAUCCACCGCUGGAUCUUCAAAUCGGCCUCGCAGUUGGCUGGAUUCGCUCGUGCAGAGUCGUACAUCAGUGUCGACAUUGCCACAGACGUCGCACGAGCAGUUUGGCAGGGGCAGGAAUGGUCGAAUGUGGUGUCCCCUGCACUCGCGUACCACACUCUGGCGCUGAAGAUGGACGUGCCUCUGUGGUUCGUGGGGGUGAAGAUUGUGGAUCGGCCCGAGGACGACGACAUGGCGGCGCGGCAGGAGGCGACAGUUCUUCGCAUCGCGGAGUGCUGGACAGACGCACUGUGGUGUGGACAAUGGGCGGACGGCGGGCGCGUGAAACAGGAGAGGUUGUUUAGGCUUGCAGACUGUCUUCGAGCGUUGUUGAGCGCAUGCAUGUGGAUCAUGCGCAUGGGUGGUGACGACGACCGUUCGCACUACGAGGCGUGCCUUUACUCGUCCAUGGUCGCCAAACCGACAAUGAUAGCGGCGGGGUCGUACAUCUUCAACUGGCGGCGACACAUCGUCGACAGCGCGAACCUCGUCUUGGAUCACAAGGACCGAAUCCAUCGACGACUCCACGUCAUUGCGCGGGAAAACCAACUUCUCGGCCACGACGUCAAUGAAGAGCCGAAAUACGAAAAGACGAACGCAGAGGACGAGUACUACAUCAGCGAUCCCGUCGCACUCCUGCUGCGCGACGGACUGGAUCUAUACAGCGUCGUCGAAUACAAGAACAAACACCUGAAAGAAUCCGACCGCGAUGGCAGACCCUCACUGGCGAUCGCGCGCGUGAGCGGAAGACGAAAGAGUUGUCGGCCGACUAUGGCGGGACACGACUUCAACAGGACGAACAGGUAGGCGGCUGGGUGGAUCAAACGUGUUUCAUCCGCUGCGCCAGUGCAUUGCGGAGCGCAUGAGCCUCGCGCGUCGAAGUUAACAUGGACACUGGCUGCGGGGGGCGAUGAAUCCCCAGAUCCACUCGCCGCCUCACCCCGUUCGCGUCGACCUCCCACAACAAAUUCUCAUCGAACUC